AAGUUAUCUAUGAAGCAUUAAUGCGACUGCUCUUCCAAUCAUUCAUUGAAACUCAGUCACCAGGGGAACAGGAGAAUAUUCUGUCAUUUGUUGAAUACAUGGCUGAGUCUUACCCAAAUGAUGAAUUUUACGACUGUGUUAUGUCUCCUGAGCUUGAAGAACUCUUAAAGUCCCUGGAAAAUUUUACUAGAUCAAAGUCUGCAAUCAAUCCCACAUUUGCGUUUUGGUUAAUGUAUAUCGAGAUGGUCCAAAUUCUGCUUCUGUUUAUUCGCGCAACAAGGGAAAACAAUUGGGAGUUGCACCUUUCUGCUGUCAGAUCAAUGCUUCCCUGGUUCUUUGUGGCUGAUCGAAUACAUUAUGCAAGAUACGGGACAAUGUACUGGCUGGAAAUGUCUUGUUUGGAAAGCACUCAUCCAGAUGCACUUGAGUCGGUCAAAGAAACCUGGACAUGUCAACGACAAAGGCGAUACGGAUUUUCAUCGACUGCCUGUGACCAAGUCAUGGAACAGACUUUUAAUAGAGACUCGAAAACCAAGGGUGGUAUCACCGGAUUUUCGUUGAACAGACGUGCUGUACAGAGGUGGAUAUUAUCCCAGUCUGAAAGAGGAUCUAUCACUCGUCAAUGUCACAGUUUGGCUGGACUUGCAAAAACGGAUAGGGAACGUAAGGAACUAGAUUCCACUCAGAUUGGGAAUCAUAAUUCUGACGUUGCAGCUGUUGUAGAGACAAUUUCAACAGUGAUUAAUCCUUUUGAUACGGAUUUGGAAGAUCUUGUUAACAUAACAAGUGGUGAGGUAGCUCGACCUGACGUCAAGAAAGAUCUUCUUUCCGCAAUUAUUAUUGGGGAGGAUAAACUGGACAAGUUUAUAAAGCAGAAAGUCACCCCUGAGGAGUCAGAGCAACCGGACAUAUUUUCAAGCAUCGAGUCAACGAAACUUAAAUCAUUUUCCAGGAAGAAUCUGCCGGUGAGAGCACAGACAAGUAAAGGAAAGGUGGUGGAAUUGAAGAAUGAUUCCAAGUUCAUUGCCCGUCUGCUUGCCAUAGGGGAAUCGAGAGAGAUAGACAUUGAAAACCUUAUGACGUAUAGCUUGCGAAAGUGGCCACAACCUUUUGCCACUGUAAAUGAGGAACUUGUUAAAACAGCAAAAGUAAAAUUGCUGCACAUCAUUGAAAGUCGGUGUCAGGAAUGUUUAUCAGAUUCACUGCCACCACACAAUGCGCUGAUGUUAGAUGGCAUGGCUAUCGUCCAGACGGUGAAAGAUGUGCCACAGACAUUUGGUGCGUUGGCUGAAAAGAUCACCCAACGAAUCAUCAACAACGCCAGAACCUCGAAUACAUCCAGAGUAGAUUUCGUUUGCGAUCGAUAUCCUGAGAUAAGCAUAAAGAAUCUCGAAAGAAUCAAAAGAGCUGAAUCAGGAUCUACUCAUAUAAAGAUAUGUUCCCCCUCCCAAAAAGUUCCUCGACAGUUUAAAAAGUUUCUUUCGCUCGGAAAAAACAAGGAGUCCCUCAUUGAUUUUAUUUACAGAUAUUUGACUGAUAUGAAAAAUUUAUGCGAGCGAUUGGGAUCCAUUGAGCUAUUCUUCACACAUGGGAAGCAAUGCCAUCGUUUUCGUGCUGGUGCAGAUGGCCUGUUAGAAACAAUUGACGUGCCAGAACUUUAUAGCGACCACGAAGAAGCUGAUACACGCAUGUUGCUUCACGCAAAGCACGCUUCCCAUGACUAUGAUAAUGUUGUGAUUAGAAGCCCGGAUACAGACGUAUUUGUUCUUGCAGUUAGCCACAAAUGUUCUUUCGACGCAUCAUUGUACUUUGUGACCGGAACAGGUAACAGCAGCCGGAUUAUUGAUAUCAACAAAAUUCAGGAAGAACUUGGGAGUGAUCUUUCCUCGGCCCUCAUUGGCUUCCAUUCGUUUACAGGUUGCGAUAGUACAAGUGCCUUUUUUGGUAAGGGAAAAUUAAAGCCAUACAAAUUGCUAGAAGAAUCGUCUGAGUUCGUCGACACUUUUAACGUCGUCGGACAAGCGUUUUCUCACGAAAAAGAAUUACUAGGAAGAUGUGAGAAAUUUGUUUGUCAUCUGUAUAACCAACCUAACACCACUGAAGUGAACAAGGCACGUUUACACCUUUUUCGUCUCGGGCAUUUCAACGAAGAAUCGAUGCCAUGCACAAAAGAUGUGCUAUUACAGCACCUAAGUCAUGCUAAUUAUCAAGCAGCAAUAUGGAGGAGAGCUUUACAGCCAUUCAUCAUGGCACCGGACAUUACUAACCAUGGAUGGGCUGUUGCGAAUAAUAUGGUUUCCAUCGUAUGGAUGGAUUUACCUCCAGCACCGGACAGCAUCUUGGAGAAUGUACAUUGCGGGUGCAAAUCGGGAUGCUCAAGCAAUAGGUGCUCUUGUUUUAAAGAAAACCUUCGCUGCACGGGUCUGUGUCAUUGUGAAGGAUGCGCCAACCGUUCGGAAUUAGCGGACGAAGACUCAGAGAAUGAAGGUUACAAUUACGAUAUGAAUCAUGAAGACGAUAGCGAGAGCGAUAAUGAUUAUGGAGACAAUUGAAAGAGGUGUAAUGUCCAUUCGCCGCUUUUGCAGUUUGUUUGCCUUUUGAAUCAUUAAAAUGUAUAUAAUUAAUUGUUGCUCUCUCAAUAAAUAUGGAGGAGAGACUCAUUCUAGUAGAUGCUCAAAACGAAAUUUAGAGCAACAAGACCCAACAUUGCAAAUGGGCGUAACAGACUUUACAUUACCAAAACACAUAAUUUUGUUCUGUUUUGUACAAAACAUUGAUGUCCACUCGCUUCGAAAUAUGAUUAACUCCCACUCGGACGAGAAUGAGCCUUCCAUUGGUGCACAAUUAGCAGGUCAAAAAAACUAACAAUAGAUAGGAAAAUGCUGACUCAUCAUUUUUUUAAAUAUUUAGUCGGCGAUAAUUCAGUACUGAGUGAUUGGACGAAAUUGGUGUAAUAUACUUUAUUAGUUCUUUUAACUAGCUCUAUCUGAUGGUGUUGUCAAAAAUUGGAAUUUCCAAGAAA
This is a messenger RNA of Dendronephthya gigantea, 3022 nucleotides long. RefSeq lists its product as uncharacterized. The transcript has 6 exons. The coding region runs from base 21 to 2552 and encodes 843 amino acids. The record is from RefSeq and is a predicted model, not a curated record. NCBI's taxonomy places the organism in Eukaryota, Metazoa, Cnidaria, Anthozoa, Malacalcyonacea, Nephtheidae.